Molecule: messenger RNA, 1626 nt
Organism: Morchella importuna
Lineage: Eukaryota; Fungi; Ascomycota; Pezizomycetes; Pezizales; Morchellaceae
Exons: 2
Coding region: 1-1626 (541 amino acids)
Cellular component (GO): mitochondrion
Molecular function (GO): metal ion binding; metalloendopeptidase activity
Source: RefSeq, a predicted model, not a curated record
AUGCUCCGUUCAUCUGCCUCGAAAUCGCUCUUGCGAUCAGUACCCUGGCUUGGGAAAUCGCCUUCAAUACCUCGAGGUGUUUUCAAAAGAUCUUUUGCCUCAACAGUUCAAUCUACCGAGAGUCGAGACCCCGCAGAGCUCGACGAGAUCACAACACUACCAAAUGGACUCCGAAUAGCCACUGAAGCCCUUCCCGGUCAUUUUUCGGGAUUGGGUGUCUACAUCGAUGCUGGAUCACGCUACGAAACAGAUCGCCUAAGGGGUGUAAGCCACAUCAUUGACCGGCUUGCCUUCAAGGGUACAACCAAAAGGUCUUCUGACAAGAUGCUUGAGAUCCUCGAUUCACUCGGCGGCCAUGUUCAAUGCGCCUCUGCUCGCGAAUCUCUCAUGUACCAGUCUGCGGUCUUCAAUAAGGAUGUCUCAAGCAUGGUUGGAAUUCUUGCUGAAACGAUUCGGGACCCGUUAAUUGGCGACGCGGAGGUGUCGCAGCAAUUGGAGACGGCCCAGUAUGAAAUCGGAGAGAUAUGGUCGAGGCCUGAGAUGAUAUUGCCGGAGCUUAUGCAUAUUGCGGCAUAUAAAGAUAACACUCUAGGGAACCCGCUGCUAUGUCCGGAAGAUCAAUUGACAAAGAUUGAUAGAAAUGUUAUUCAGGAAUAUAGAAGUAUGUUUUAUCGUCCGGAGAGGAUAGUGCUGGCCUUUGCAGGCGUGGACCACAAAACAGCUGUAUCUCUCGGAGAGAAGUACUUUGGCGAUAUGAAAGCCGAAUCAAUAUCUACCAAGCCCCUCUCACCGCCAUCAGCCACCUCCAGCAUUCUCUCAAAAAUCCCACUCGUGAAGAAUCUCUCCACCAGCGCAUCAAACUCCGCAGAAGCCUUGUCUUCAUCAGGCAUUUCGCCACCCGGGACUGCCCCAUCACACUACACUGGCGGUAUUGUCUCUCUACCCCCAUUCGACGGACCCACCCAUCUUCCCACAUUUACGCACAUCCAUAUCGCCUUCGAAGGACUUGGGAUAGCAGACCCAGACAUCUACGCCCUCGCCACACUUCAAACCUUGCUCGGUGGUGGCGGCUCCUUCUCUGCCGGUGGCCCUGGGAAGGGCAUGUACUCACGUCUUUUCACCAAUGUCCUCAACCAGCAUGGAUGGAUUGAGUCCUGUGUUGCCUUUAACCAUGGUUAUAGCGACUCUGGUCUUUUUGGUAUCGCGGCAUCAUGUCGUCCUGGCGCCGGGCACGCCCUCGUUGACGUUAUUCUAAGAGAGUUUGCGUCAACGUUCACAACCUCUGGGUUUUCGGGGCUAAAGAAGGCUGAGGUAGAUCGUGCAAAGAAGCAGCUGAAGAGCUCGCUGCUCAUGAACCUGGAGAGUCGGAUGGUAGAACUUGAGGACCUAGGACGACAGGUGCAGGUCCAUGGGAAGAAGGUCGGCGUAUUAGAGAUGUGUAGGAAGAUUGAGGCUUUGGAGGUCGCAGACUUGAGGAGGGUAGCGGAAAGGGUGCUUUCGGGCAAAGUCAAUAAUAAGGGAAAUGGUACAGGGAAGCCAACGAUUGUGGUGCAGGCCUCGGCGGAUGAGAUUAGCAAGAUUGGGGAUUUGGGGGCGACGGUCAAGAGGUACAAGCUUGGAAGAUAG